Bombyx mandarina (wild silkworm) is the source of this 1733-nucleotide messenger RNA. RefSeq lists its product as uncharacterized. The record is from RefSeq and is a predicted model, not a curated record. Lineage: Eukaryota; Metazoa; Arthropoda; Insecta; Lepidoptera; Bombycidae.
UAUUGGAAUGCCUCAUUUCUAAUAAAAUUGAUACGAAAGCUAAGCACAACAGGGACAAAAUAGCCAUGGCACAAGUAGAACAGCCGAUUUUCAUACUUCCGAAAAAGCGGAAUGGCAAAAAAGCCAACGCAGUGGCUAGCCAUGUCGACCACGUAAUUGCGAUACAGGGUGUUCCGGACAAUACAUUUCCGGUGAAAUACACGAGCGGCCUAUCACCGGUGUCUGAACACACUGCGAACGGUGUCAUUCAUUCCACUAUGGAAGGCAUCAAAUCAAACAUGAAAAUACACUUACCCAUCAUCAAUGAUGAAAUUGAUGAGGAGCUUGAGUCAACUGAAACAGACGUUCAAAAGCAACCACAUAAGAAUGGCUACCAAGCCCUAUGUAACAUAAAUGGCAGCCGUGAAAUCAUAGACUUGUCACCAAUAUAUGAAAAUUCCUCAGAUGCGUGCUCAAGCCAUGGUGAUUUGAGAGAAACCAAUGAGUAUGAAUUACAAAAGAACUGCAAAAUCUUUAUUGGUGAGCAAUAUGAGAGUUCAUGCCCAACACCAAAUAGUCUGUCUCAAACACAGUCUGAAAACAGUUUUGAAAUGGGCCCGUUGACUGACAGCUUGAAAAACAGUGCAAAGAAGAAGAAAAAAGUGAAUAUUGUUGCCGGAGUCGUUGAAUAUGAGAACACAGCUGCAGAAAAUACUGCAUCAAAACUAGAAUCUGAAGGGCCAGUUACACCUGAAUGCUCCUUGACAGAAUUUAAAGAUGGCUACUUGACUAUGACUGGCACAAUUAAAAGAGGUAAGAAAAAAGGUCAGAAUGUAGACGUCAAACUCAACAUAUCUCGAGAAGAACUUGAAAUAAUUGAAGCUACCAUCGUAGCUGAAGAAUACAACAAGAUGGAUAUUUCAAAGUGCUCUAUUCGUAAUGGGCCUCAUGUGUUCUUGUUUACUCUUAUCUGCAUUCCGUUUGUGACAUGUAUCUCAGCUUUGUACUCAUUUUAUAUGGGGACCAUAACGUGGUAUAACAUAUUCACACAUAUAACUGAAAAUUUUAGUUGCAUUAAAAAAGUUGUAUUAGCUCCAUUGAUAAUUUUGUGUUAUCCAUUUUUGAUAGUGAUCUUCACCAUUGGCCUUGGAUUAUACGCAGGAAUCGUACAACUCACAUUCAGCGCCGGUAACUGGUGGAAGGAUGUAUGUGAUUUUGAGAAAGGCUACUAUGGUUGGCUCUGUAAUAUGUUAAGCCUGUCAGAGUGUAGUCCUUAUGAGGUUGUGGUCUUAAUGGACGUAAAACCAUAAUGAAUUUGUCUCUUACUUUUAUAUGACACUGCCAUGAAUAUAAAUUUAAUAUUGAUUAUUAAUGAGCUGUAUACCGUUUUGCUGACAACAAUAAUUCAAAGAAGCAUUUUAAUUAUAUAAUAAAAUGUAGUGUAUUUCCUCUGCUCAAUUGACAAGAAAAGUUAUGAAAUGCUACAUAUUUGAAAACCAGAAAUUGGUGUUCAUAGAAUUGUCUUAAUAAGGGAGCAUAUAAUAUUGUGAAGUGUUUGGAUUGUGUGUGUUAUAAGAGAUUGGGAACAAGGAGGAAAGUAGUACUUUUAUGGUAAAUUAAUUUGUAUUUUUAUAUUAAAUCUUGCUCAAGUUCUUCCAAAACAUUCCAUAUAACCUAGUCAGUCUAGUCAUUAGAAUAGUGAAUGAUUUUUUUGCCCUUUUUUACAAAUUGAGGAAUAUCACAAGUCUGUCAAU